Amaranthus tricolor (Joseph's coat) is the source of this 948-nucleotide messenger RNA. Its product is annotated as probable pectinesterase 29. Bases 1 to 948 code for a protein of 315 amino acids. The record is from RefSeq and is a predicted model, not a curated record. Gene Ontology annotation, molecular function: pectinesterase activity. Lineage: Eukaryota; Viridiplantae; Streptophyta; Magnoliopsida; Caryophyllales; Amaranthaceae. The transcript has 5 exons. Gene Ontology annotation, biological process: cell wall modification.
AUGGUCUCUAAUGCCAUAGAAUGUAAACUUAGCCCAACCCUACUAAAAGUAGCACAUACAAUUACUGUCUCAGCAUCUGGAAGAGGAAAUUUCACCACCAUUACAGGUGCUCUUGAAUCCAUUCCAGUCAACAAUGACAAGUGGAUAAGAAUAUUUGUUAUGCCAGGAACUUACAACGAGAAAAUAAAAAUAAAGGACAAGGAAUGCAUAUUUGUUGAAGGCCAGAGCCGUAGAACAACGACAAUAAGCUUUGAUUCUUGUAAUGAUACAGCGGAUAGUACUACUUUUGCUGUGUAUUCAGACAAUUUUUUAGCCAAGAAUAUUGCUUUUAAGAACUCUUAUAACAGAAAAGCAAGGUCAGACACAGAUCAAAAAAUAGCACCUGCUGUUGCUUUUGGAUCUUUUGGGGAUAAACAUGCAUUUUAUGGUUGUGGUUUUGAAGGAUAUCAAGAUACUUUGUGGGAUGAAAAAGGUCACCAUUAUUUUAAAUCUUGUUACAUUGAAGGAGCUGUUGAUUUUAUUUGGGGAGCCGGCCAAUCUGUAUACGAGGGAUGUCUAAUAAAUGUAACGGGAGAAGGAUACAUAACUGCACAAGGUAGAAAUUCAUCAACUGAUACAAAUGGUUAUGUGUUCAAUUACUGCACGGUUUUAGGAACUGGCCAUGCAGACUUAGGACGACCAUACCGUGCUUAUUCAAGAGUUAUUUUUCUUAAUUCAAUGUUCACCAAGGUUGUAAACCCUCAAGGAUGGUCUAUUUGGUGUCAACAAGGCCAUGAGAAUGAUAUUACAUUUGCGGAAGUUAAUUGCGUAGGUCCAGGGUCAAGUGCUCAUCACAAACAUGAACGUAUUUCAUGGAUGAAGAAGUUGAAAAGAUCUGAGCUUGGACAAUAUUCUACAAAAGCUUUUAUAGAUUCAGAUGGAUGGAUUAGUAAACUUCCAAUACAUUAA